Topomyia yanbarensis is the source of this 1487-nucleotide messenger RNA. RefSeq lists its product as uncharacterized. The transcript has 2 exons. Lineage: Eukaryota; Metazoa; Arthropoda; Insecta; Diptera; Culicidae. Bases 203 to 1369 code for a protein of 388 amino acids. The record is from RefSeq and is a predicted model, not a curated record.
GCAUGCAUGAGUCAAUCUCAGAAUCGGUUGCCUACUGUAAGGGUGACGCCAGAGUGCGAGCGGAACGCGAUGCGGCGCUCAACGCGACGCGGGCCAAUGCGUCGCGCGAUGCGGUGCUUGCGAAUGCGAACGCGAUGAGACGCGUGCGAGCCAAUGCGGAGUAAACAAACAAACGUCGGUGUAACUAUUUUGCGGUUUCGGCAUGGAUUCCUCCGACGAAGAUUAUUUUGCAACAAAUAGCAUUAGCGAUUAUAUUUUUGGAAAAAAGAAAAAGUACGGUAUCCACCCGAUCAAUCAAGACCGAAGGAAAUACGGAGAAUUUUAUCAUUUGUACCCCCAACUACGGGAGCAUCCUGACAAAUUUUAUAACUAUUUGCGAAUGACGAUCCCUACAUUCGAUUAUAUACUGGACAUAGUUGAUCGGAAAUUAAUGAAAAUGUGGACAAACUUUAUUAAAACUCCGAUAACUCCGUGCGAGAAAUUAGUUAUAACUAUAAGAUUUCUUGCUACCGGAACCUCUUUUGCGGCAUUAUCAUAUUCAUUUAGAGUUGGAAGAUCUACAAUCGGAGAUAUCGUGAAGGAAACUUGUCGCGCUCUUUGGGAGGAGCUGCAACCAAUUCAUAUGCCGAAACCAACGCAGCUUUUAUUCAGAAGCAUUGCGCAAGAUUAUUGGGAACUGUGGAAUUUCCCCAACUGUGCAGGGAGUAUCGAUGGAAAGCAUAUACGCAUUCAAUGUCCACCACACUCUGGAACAAUGUUCUAUAAUUAUAAAAAGUUUUUCUCCAUUGUGUUGCAAGGUGUAGCGGACGCUAGAUGUAAAUUCAUUGCUAUAGAAGUUGGAGGAUACGGCAAGCAGAGCGAUGGAGGGACAUUCAACGCUUCAAACCUAUUCCAAUUAUUGAGAAAAGGAAAUUUGGAUCUUCCACCUGAUAGAAAUCUACCAGGUACAAACAUAGUUAUGCCAUAUGUUUUCCUCGCAGACGAAGCAUAUCCUCUUCUUCAAAAUCUUUUGCGACCCUACGCACGUAGAGAUUGCAGUACAGAAUCGGAAUAUUAUAAUACUAGACUCUCUCGUGGCAGAAAAUGCAUUGAAUGUGCCUUCGGUUCCAUCAAUGCGAAAUGGCGUAUUCUAUGGAAACCAAUUGAGACUGAUGUUGAGCUAGCAGAAGAUAUUGUAAAGGCAUUAUGUAUUUUACAUAAUAUGUUAAUUGAUAAGGAAGGCGUGGAACGAGUGAUACAGGAAGCUGAAAACUUCCAACGAAAUACCCAAUCUAAUAGAACGGCAUCCUGCCAUCACGUUAAUGUUAAAAUGGGACGUCAAAUUAGAGAUGAGUUCCGCACAUUUUUUUGGAAUAAUAAGCUGGAGUGAAUUAGAAAUUGUUGUUUUUUAAUGGACUCAUUAAAAACUUAUCUUUUUGUUUUUCUUCACUAUUAAAUUAAACUAGUAAUAAAGCUUCUUUAUUAUCGUAAAAUUUAAGAUUUUUCUG